Messenger RNA from Helianthus annuus (common sunflower), 2764 nucleotides. RefSeq names its product sucrose synthase 2. Gene Ontology annotation, molecular function: sucrose synthase activity. Lineage: Eukaryota; Viridiplantae; Streptophyta; Magnoliopsida; Asterales; Asteraceae. Gene Ontology annotation, biological process: sucrose metabolic process. Bases 129 to 2564 code for a protein of 811 amino acids. The record is from RefSeq and is a predicted model, not a curated record. The transcript is spliced from 15 exons.
AGGUCUCUUUCUCUACUUCCAAUAAAGACUCAAAAUCUCAAAACUCUUUCUUUAUCCAAACGAUCAUAUCCACCGCAAUAGCACACACCACACACCAUCGAUCAUCACCUCAUCAACUUACUUCAACAAUGGUGACCCCUAAGCUCACGCGAAUGCCAAGCAUGCGAGAGCGUCUCGAACAGAAUCUAUCCGCUCACCGAAACGACAUCGUUUCUCUCCUCUCCAGGUAUGUGGAUCAAGGUAAGGGCAUAUUGCAGCCGCACCAUCUGCUUGACGAGAUUGAGAACUUCAUUGGAGAUGAAACUUGCCGCCAAAAGCUUGCUGAUAGUCCUUUUGGUGAAAUGCUCAAGUCCUCGCAGGAAGGUAUAAUUCUUCCUCCGUAUGUAGCGCUAGCUAUUCGUCCGAGGCCUGGUGUUUGGGACUUCUUGCGUAUGAAUGUUAAUGAAUUGAGCAUAGAAGAAUUGAGUAUUUCGGAAUACCUGAUUUUUAAGGAGGAGCUUGUGGAUGGCCAGAGUACGAGCCCUUUUGUGCUGGAGCUUGAUCUAGAGCCAUUCAAUGCUACAUUUCCACGAAUGUCACGAUCUUCAUCCAUCGGCAAUGGAGUUCAGUUCCUCAACCGCCACCUUUCCUCCAUCAUGUUCCGCAACAAAGAUUGUAUGGACCCGUUUCUGGAUUUCCUCCGUGCUCAUAAACAUAAAGGAUAUGCGAUGAUGUUGAAUGAUCGGAUACAAACAAUGUCGAAACUCGAAUCUUCUUUAGCAAAGGCGGAGGAUCGUCUCUCCAAGCUACCACCCGAUACACCAUACUCCGAAUUUGAAUAUGUACUACAAGAAUUGGGGUUUGAACGAGGUUGGGGAGAUAACUCUGAAAGAGUUCUUAACAUGAUGCAUCUUCUCUCGGACAUUCUUCAAGCACCGGAUCCUUCAUCACUUGAAAAGUUUCUUGGAAAGAUACCGAUGAUCUUUAACGUUGUCGUGUUAUCGAUUCAUGGUUACUUCGGGCAGGCGAAUGUUUUGGGUUUGCCGGAUACCGGUGGCCAGGUUGUGUAUAUAUUGGAUCAAGUACGGUCGUUGGAGAAUGAAAUGUUGCUUAAAUUAAGGCUGCAAGGACUGGAUAUCAAACCCAAGAUUCUCAUUGUCACUCGAUUAAUACCGAAUGCCAAAGGUACUUCAUGCAACCAACGACUGGAGAGGGUCAGCGGGACCGAAUACACAUAUAUAUUACGUGUCCCUUUUAGGACCGAAAAAGGGAUUCUUGGCAAAUGGAUUUCAAGGUUUGAUAUAUGGCCUUAUUUGGAGGCGUUUACAGCGGACGCUGCAAGUGAAAUUGCUGCCGAGUUGCAUGGUGUUCCGGAUCUUUUAAUCGGAAACUACAGUGAUGGGAAUCUAGUUGCCUCGUUACUAUCUAACAAAUUGGGCGUGACACAAUGCAACAUUGCGCAUGCGUUAGAGAAAACGAAGUAUCCAGAUUCCGACUUAUAUUGGAAGAAAUAUGAAGAGAAAUACCACUUUUCAUGUCAAUUUACCGCCGACCUUCUAGCCAUGAACAAUGCGGACUUUAUCAUUACCAGUACAUACCAAGAGAUUGCGGGAACAAAGAAUACCGUUGGACAAUACGAGAAUCAUUCAGCGUUCACUCUUCCGGGCCUGUACAGGGUUGUCCAUGGUAUCGAUGUAUUUGAUCCAAAGUUCAACAUUGUGUCUCCAGGGGCAGAUAUGACAAUUUACUUUUCAUAUGCCGAAAAGGAGAGACGACUUACAUCUCUACAUCCCACUAUCGAGAAGCUCUUGUUUGACCCCGAGCAGAACGACGUGCAUAUUGGCAAUUUAACCGACCCAUCCAAACCGAUGAUUUUCUCGAUGGCAAGGCUUGACCAUGUGAAGAAUAUUAGCGGUCUGGUUGAAUGCUACGCUAAAAAUAAUACGUUGAGGGAACAUGCGAAUCUUGUGGUUGUUGCCGGUUAUAAUGAUGUGAAGAAAUCAAGUGAUAGAGAAGAAAUUGCGGAAAUCGAGAAGAUGCAUAACCUUAUAAAACAAUACAAAUUGGAUGGUCAGUUGAGAUGGAUAUCAGCCCAAACGAACCGAGCUCGAAACGGGGAACUUUAUCGGUAUAUCGCCGAUAGCAGGGGUGUUUUCGUCCAGCCUGCUUUCUAUGAAGCUUUCGGACUUACGGUUGUGGAAGCCAUGACAUGUGGGCUCCCGACAUUUGCCACGUGUCAUGGUGGUCCAGCCGAGAUUAUUGAAAACGGUGUGUCGGGGUUCCAUAUUGACCCAUAUCAUCCUGAUAAGACUUCGGCUACAAUAGCUGAUUUUUUUCAAAAGUGCGAGGAGGAACCGAGUUACUGGGCUAAGAUAUCCAUUGGCGGGCUUAAACGAAUAAGUGAGAGGUACACAUGGAAGAUCUACUCCGAACGGUUGAUGACAUUAGCCGGGGUCUAUAGCUUUUGGAAAUAUGUGUCGAAACUCGAGCGACGUGAGACCCGACGAUACCUUGAGAUGUUCUACAUUUUAAAGUUUCGUGCAUUGGUCAAGUCGGUUCCACUCGCUGUUGAUGACGAGCCAUAGUAAUAACCGAUGGUUUUUAAAUGUAAUCCAAUCACAACUUGGUAACAUCUUUCCGGUUGUAUAAAUAAUAAAUUAUGCAACGUGCCCGAUAGACACGUUUGUCUAUGUACACAUUUUAGUUUGUAUCACAACAAGUUACGGAGUAACAUAUGCAUACAAUGUAGCCUCUUUUUAUGAAUUAUUUGGUAAUAUUGCCGAAA